CAAAGAUUUGAGGUUAUGUCUAUUAUUGUCGCGUUGUGAUUGUCACAUUUUAUACAUUUCCGCUUUUGUAAAUUUGCAUUUUGUAGCUCUUAUAAUGAUUUGACAGUCUUAGUUAAAUAAUUAAUUAUUAUACCAAUUUACUAAUAUUUUAGUUCAAUAUAUUUUAAACUUAAUAAUUACUGAGAAAAACAAAAUGGUAAGCCAAAACUUUCCAGUUCUAAAAAACGACCGAAUUUUAAAAGCAGCAAAGGGCGAGAAACCUGAUAAAUUGCCGAUAUGGAUCAUGAGGCAAGCUGGAAGAUAUUUACCAGAGUUUAUGGAAUUCCGCAAAAAACAUUCCUUUUUUGAAAUCUGCCAAACACCAGAGCUAGCAUGUGAGGUUUCAUUAAUGCCUAUAAAGCGAUAUGAUCUAGAUGCAGCUAUUAUUUUUAGUGAUAUCCUGGUUAUUCCCCAAGCAUUAGGAAUGACAGUUGAAAUGAAAACAGGAGUGGGACCCGUUUUACCUGAGCCUCUGACUGUGGAUAAUUAUAAAAAUUUGAAAAAAGAAGGUGCUGUUUCUAGACUAAAAUAUGUAGGAGAAGCAAUAACCCUUACUAGACACAGAUUAGAGGGAAAAGUACCAUUGUUUGGAUUUUCAGGUGCUCCUUGGACGCUAAUGGGUUACAUGAUAGAGGGAGGUGGUUCAAAAACACUGAGCAAAGCCAAAAAAUGGUUGUACCAACACCCAGAGCUCUCUCACCAACUUCUACAACUAUUAACAGAAGUUAUUAUUGAAUAUUUAGUCAUGCAGAUAGAGCAUGGUGCACAAAUAGUUCAAGUGUUUGACAGUAGUGCUGAAUAUCUCAAUAAACAUUUAUACACCAAAUUUUGUUUGCCUUAUCUGAAGAAAAUUGCCACAGGAAUAAGGGAAGGAGUAAAAGGACUCAAAAUCGAGCAGGUGCCUUUGGUAUUAUUUGCAAAAGGUGCCCACUUUUGUUUAGAUGAACAAGCAACACUAGGAUAUGAUGUUCUGGGCAUUGAUUGGACUAUGAAGCCUGAAUCGGUCAGAACUACGCUAAAAGAUAAAAAUGUUUCCGUUCAGGGUAAUCUUGAUCCUUGUGCUCUCUAUGCUCCUAAAGAAGAAUUGAAGAAAUUGGUGAUCGAUAUGGUUAAGAAUUUUGGUACUGAUAGAUACAUAGUUAAUUUGGGACAUGGUAUUUAUCCAGAUGCCCCAGUUGAAAGUGUUCAAACUUUUAUUGAUACUAUUCAUUCUAUUGAUUUGUAAUUAAAAUAGUUUUGUUAUUGCCUUUAUUUACUGUUUAAAUAAAUUAUAACCAAGUAGUUACAGAUUUGUGU
Psylliodes chrysocephalus is the source of this 1335-nucleotide messenger RNA. The record is from the annotation of a GenBank genome assembly. NCBI's taxonomy places the organism in Eukaryota, Metazoa, Arthropoda, Insecta, Coleoptera, Chrysomelidae.